Messenger RNA from Polychytrium aggregatum, 1195 nucleotides. RefSeq names its product kinase-like domain-containing protein. The record is from RefSeq and is a predicted model, not a curated record. Lineage: Eukaryota; Fungi; Chytridiomycota; Chytridiomycetes; Polychytriales. The transcript has 2 exons. Gene Ontology annotation, biological process: intracellular signal transduction; protein phosphorylation; microtubule cytoskeleton organization. Gene Ontology annotation, cellular component: cytoplasm. Gene Ontology annotation, molecular function: ATP binding; tau-protein kinase activity; protein serine/threonine kinase activity. Bases 107 to 1000 code for a protein of 297 amino acids.
AAGCCUCCGGCUCGCCCACUCUGCCCUCCCUCCCCCUUCCCGAAUCACGCCCGCGGCCAUUGCACAACAUCUCCCGUACCAAGAAGGCGAUCAAGUCGGCGACUGGAUGCUGGUGCGCAAGGUUGGCCAGGGAUCCUUCUCGGAAGUGUUUGAGGUCGAGCUGCAGAGCCUGAGCCACCCAACUCACCCCGCCCGUGCUGCCCUGAAGGCUAUCCAGAAAAAGUCACAUCCAGACAUUUCGCAAGAAUCCCUCGAGCGCUCGGUUUUGCACGAAGUUGACCUCUGGAAGGACCUGAUCCACCCCAACAUCAACCGCAUGAUUGAGUUCAUCGAGACGGCCGACGCCAUCUUUGUUGUCUCCGAGUUUUGUGACAGCGGCAACCUCUUCCAAAUGAUCCAGACACACGGCGCCCUGGCCGAGUUCAAAGCCAUCAGCAUCGUCCGCCAGGUGGCCGAAGCCGUGCGCUAUCUUCAUCUGGACCACCGCAUCGCCCACCGCGACAUCAAGCUCGAGAACAUCCUUGUGGACGAUGUCAGCAACACCGUCAAGCUCUGCGACUUUGGCCUUUCCGAGCGCUUUGCCAUCAGCCCGGCGUGCUCCUUCUCGGCCAUGUCCGACUUUUCGGCCGACAAUGGCGACGUUGCCGGCAUUGCUGGCUCGAUCCACUACUGUGCCCCCGAGGAGCUGCAGGAGGGCGCCACCUCGCCUGUCACCGGCACCGGAUGCCACGUCAGCGCCGCCGCGAGCGAUAUCUGGUCGCUCGGCUGCGUGCUCUUUGCAACCGUGACGGGAACCCUCCCCUUCAACGACGACUAUUUGCCGCGGCUGCAGUUCAGCAUCAUCAACGGCCGCUACGACAAGUCCCGCUUUGUCGAUUGCUCCGUCUCGGAGCUCUGCCAGAGCCUGAUCGAGGGAAUGCUGCAGACCAAGAUCGAGAACCGGCUCACGAUCGAGCAGGUCCUGGACCAUCCCUGGCUCAAGCUCGACCAGAGCCAGUAAGCCGCCACUGCAGGGCUCCUCUUGGUCCACAACCACUCUGUCCAGCGAUCAGGCUGGUGCCAUUUUUUUGCCCUCGAGCGGCACCCACCGCACCCAGCUCCGUCUCCAUUUCGCACUGCAGUGCUGUUUGAGCCUCCCUCCACCAUACCUCUUGUCCACAUCGCAUCGCCCACUGCACGCCGUUUUGCUGCUGCA